Molecule: messenger RNA, 3210 nt
Organism: Vitis riparia (riverbank grape)
Lineage: Eukaryota; Viridiplantae; Streptophyta; Magnoliopsida; Vitales; Vitaceae
Product: GBF-interacting protein 1-like
Exons: 10
Coding region: 130-2778 (882 amino acids)
Molecular function (GO): protein binding
Source: RefSeq, a predicted model, not a curated record
AGAGAGAGAGAGGGUGGGGGGCAUAGAUAUCUUCUUGUUUUAUCGCGGCGGAAUCAAUAGGGCAACCAGGGAGAGAAAGAGGGGGAAGAUCUGAGAGUUUGGUGUAGAGAGAAAGAAGAGAGAGAAAGCAUGAGCGGAGGAGGUGGAGGUGGUGGUGGUGGUGGCAGCAUGAGAGGAGGAGGUGGUGGCGGUGUGAGCAGCGUGAAUGGGAAAGGCAGUGGUGGGAUUUCUGCAAUUCCGGCGGCGUCUAGGAAGAUGGUUCAGAGUUUGAGGGAGGUUGUUAACUGUUCGGAGCAGGAGAUCUACGCCAUGCUCAAGGAAUGUAAUAUGGACCCAAACGACGCCGUCCAUAGGCUUCUCUCUCUAGAUCCUUUCCAUGAGGUGAAGAGCAAGAAAGACAAGAGAAAAGAGAGUAAGGAUACAACAGAAUCCAGGUCCCGCAGUGUUAAUAGCACCUCAACUCGCGGCAGUAGGGGUGGUACAGACCGUUUUGCUGGACGUAGCAGCUCGAAUCAAUUCACUUCUACUGAUUCUGGUAUUUCACAUGGUAAAUCAGCAUACAAGAAGGAGAAUGGCACAAAUGCUUAUACAACAUAUCCUGCAGUUGGUGUGGCAGGAAAUAGCAUGAAUUGGCGACCUCCAACCACAAGUGAAACUGUCGCAACGGAAAAAAUAUUGACAAUAGGCACAAGUGAUGGUAUUACUUCAUCGUCGCAACCUUCUUCGGGAUUCCAAUCGGCCUGGUUGGGUGUGCCAGGCCAAGUAUCAAUGGCUGACAUUGUUAAGAAGGGCAGGCCGCAUGGCAAGGCUUCCGCCACACCAAACACCUCUUACCCAAAUGUUACUAAUCACCAAGUUUUCGCACCUUCAUCAACCGCAUUACAUCAUGAUCUGCAUUCAUAUGAUCAUGCUUCUAAGGUUUCGGACAUGAACCCUGAGCCAGGUAUUGCUGCAAAACAGAAUGUUCCUCCCAACGAUGAAUGGCCUUUGGUUGAGCAGCUACCAUCUGCUAGUGUGUCCUCUCUCUUGGAGCCUUCUGCAGAUUCUCAGCCUUUUACAGAUCAGUCAAACUUACCCCUGGAUAGUAAUCAGCAUAUAAAUCCCCAGUUGGAUGAGGCUCAGGUCGAGGAUGACAGUAGUGAUGAAAAUCUUAAUGAAGACCAUGUUAUAUCUGCUUCUGUGUCCAGUAGAAAGAUACAGGAAGACAAUUCGGGAGGUGCAUCUCUUUUUGAUAAUGACUUGUAUGAGAACAUGGGUUCCUAUCAGCCUCACAGGCACACAUUUGAGCACCAUGAAGCUGAAGAUGUUGGUGUACCAGUGUCAUCAGUGGCUACAAACAUGCAGGAACUAACUUUACAGGAGGACCCAAGGCCAAAACCUGAAGAGGAUGACCAUUCUGUAAUAAUUCCAAAUCAUCUGCAAGUCCAACAUGCAGACUUCUCACACUUGAGCUUUGGUAGUUUUAGAUCUGGUAUCAGCUCUUCUUUUUCUGGGCCGUUUGCAUCUAGGUCUGUGAAAAAUAGCUUGGAAGAUGCAUCUACAGUGGCAGAUACCCCAGUUGGGCACUCAGAAACUAGAAAUCCUGACUACUAUGAGGAUGAGCAUCUCAGAACUACCUCAGAUGGAAAUAUGGCUCAUAGAACUGCUGCAAUUGCUGGGAGUUAUGAUUCACCUUCAGCUUCGCAACCAGAGGCAUUGAAACAGGAAGCCUCUGAAGCUGCACAGGGAAAUCAAUACAACUUUCCUUCAUCUGCUUCUGGUUAUACUUUUGAAACCUCUCAACAGUUGAAUCCUGCAUUCCCUCAUUCACAGACUAGCUCUCAGAUGCAGAAUCUUGCUCCAUUUUCGAGUGUAAUGCAGGCAUAUACCAAUUCGUUACCCAGCAACUUGUUGGCAUCAACUGUUCCGCCUGCAAGAGAGUCUGAUCUUCCAUACUCCCCCUUUCCUAUUACACAAUCAAUGUCGACAAAGUACAGCAAUGCAGUGUCUUCAAUCAGUGGUUCAACCAUUUCUGUGACAGAGGCUUUGAAGACCGGUAGUUUUUCAACACCUCAACCGACUCCACAGACCCUGCCCAGUACUAGUGUUGCCACUGGACCUGCUCUUCCUCAACACCUUCCUCCUGUGCAUCCAUAUUCCCAGCCCGGUCUUCCUUUGGGACACUUCGCUAACAUGAUUGGCUACCCUUUUUUACCUCAGAGCUAUACAUACAUGCCAUCUGCUUACCAGCAAGCAUUUGCUGGUAAUAGCACCUACCAUCAAUCUCUGGCAGCAGUUCUCCCUCAGUAUAAAAAUAGUGUUUCUGUCAGCAGCUUGCCUCAGUCUGCAGCCAUAGCAUCUGGUUAUGGGGCCUUUGGGAGUUCAACCAGCAUUCCUGGAAACUUUUCACUGAAUCCACCCACAGCUGCUGCAGGCACAACCAUAGGCUAUGAUGAUGUUAUUAACUCUCAAUACAAGGAUGGCAAUCACUUGAUCUCUCUUCAGCAGCAGAAUGAGAACUCAGCAAUGUGGGUUCAUGGGCCUGGUUCCCGAACGAUGUCUGCUGUUCCAGCAAAUACAUAUUACAGCUUCCAGGGCCAAAAUCAGCAACCUGGUGGAUUUCGGCAAGGGCAGCAGCCUUCCCAGCAUUUUGGGGCCCUUGGGUACCCAAAUUUCUACCACUCUCAGGCUGGGAUCUCGCUGGAACAUCAGCAACAAAACCCUAGAGAUGGGUCCCUGAGUGGGUCUCAAGGCCAAGCAUCCAAGCAGUCCCAACAGAUAUGGCAAAACAAUUACUAAUCACAUCUUGUCACCGCCUGGUUUUUCAGGGCUUCUUAGCGUGUCCAAAGCGGCCAGCCAGCCAGCCAACCAAGGCAUUCCUUGAGUUGGAAAAUUAAUGUAUUAAUGGUCGAGGAGACCUCGACUUGCUACCGCUCUUUGCCUUGGGGAUGUAUUCUACGUAUUUAUUCAGGUGAAACAUGUUUUAACUUAGGAUUACGCGUGCUAAUUUGGGUUAGUGAACUUUUGUCACUCCCCUCUUCCUAUUUCUCCUCUCUUGUUUACCUUUCUCCUUUUUCCCUUCUGUAGGCAGAAAUCGUGUUCUUGUAAUUUCUCAUUUUACCACCAUUACCUAACCACCGUUUUUCCUUCCUUAGAAGUUUGGACCCUUCAUUCUCUGUUUGCUGGUAGUAAAUUACAGCUGUUAUGAAAGCUUUAUUUUCUUCUCGUCUC